UCCUCAAAACCUUUUCCAAUCAUGUUUCCAACAUUUUCAUUUUGGUUAUCUCUUCUCUUUACUCUCAACUUUGUCCAAAACACAAUUACCUCUACCUUAGGAAACAAGACAGAUUACUUAGCGUUACUCAAAUUCAAAGAAUCAAUUUCUAAUGACCCAUAUGGAAUCUUGGCCUCUUGGAAUACUUCAAAUCACUACUGUAAUUGGCAUGGAAUUACAUGUAAUCCCAUGCAUCAAAGAGUUACAGAGCUAGACUUAGAUGGAUUUAAUUUGCAUGGAGUCAUAUCUCCCCAUGUAGGCAAUCUCUCUUUUUUGACAAACCUCAUCCUUGCAAAAAAUAGUUUCUUUGGAAAUAUCCCUCAUGAACUCGGUCAGUUGUCACGAUUGCAGCAACUCGUUCUCUCCAAUAACUCAAUGACAGGGGAGAUUCCUACAAACUUGACAAGUUGCUCUGAUCUUGAAUACUUAUUCUUAUCUGGAAAUCAUCUGAUUGGUAAAAUACCAAUUCGAAUUAGCUCUCUUCAUAAGCUUCAGUUGUUGGAGCUUACAAAUAACAAUUUAACCGGAAGAAUUCAACCAUCCAUAGGAAAUAUUUCAUCUCUAACUAUUAUAUCAAUGGAUAUGAAUCACUUAGAGGGAGAUAUACCACAAGAAAUGUGCAGCCUCAAACACUUGACAAAAAUUACAGUGUUUAGUAACAGACUAUCUGGUACAUUUCAUUCUUGUUUUUAUAAUAUGUCAUCUCUUACUUAUAUCUCAGUAACACUCAAUAAAUUUAAUGGAUCUCUUCCAUCAAAUAUGUUCAACACCCUUUCCAAUCUUCAAUGUUUCUAUAUUGCAUCCAAUCAAUUCUCAGGUACAAUCCCUAUUUCCAUUGCAAAUGCUUCUUCCCUAAAAGAACUCGACUUAUCUGAUCAAAAUAAUUUGCUCGGACAAGUUCCAAGUCUGGGGAAUUUACAUGAUCUUCAACGGCUAAAUCUAGAAUUUAACAAUUUAGGAGACAAUACAACUAAGGAUUUAGAAUUUUUAAAAACCUUGACAAACUGUAGUAAACUAACCGUGAUUUCUAUAGCUUAUAAUAAUUUUGGAGGUAACUUGCCAAAUUUUGUAGGCAAUUUAUCCACUCAACUUAGUCAGCUAUAUGUUGGGGGUAAUCAGAUGUCUGAAAAAAUUCCUGCAGAAUUAGGAAAUCUAAUUGGUUUAAUUCACUUAAGCUUGGAAUAUAACCACUUUGAAGGAAUUAUUCCUACUACUUUUGGGAAGUUUGAGAGGAUGCAAAGAUUAGUACUGAAUGGAAAUAGGUUGUCAGGAAUGAUACCACCCAUCAUAGGCAACCUCACUCAUUUAUUUUUUUUUAGUGUAGGAGAUAAUAUGUUGGAAGGAAACAUUCCUUCAAGCAUUGGAUAUUGCCAAAAGCUACAAUACCUAGACCUUUCACAAAACAUUCUCCGAGGAACCAUACCCAUAGAGGUUUUAAGUCUUUCCUCCCUAACAAACAUACUGAAUUUGUCAAAUAACACAUUGAGUGGUAGCUUACCGAGAGAAGUGGGUAUGCUAAGAAAUAUCAAUGAGUUAGAUAUCUCCGAUAAUUAUCUAUCAGGUGAGAUUCCUAGAACCAUUGGUGAAUGCAUAGUCUUAGAAUACCUUUCUUUGCAAGGGAACUCGUUCAACGGAACCAUUCCAUCCACAUUGGCUUCACUUAAAGGUCUUCAAUAUUUAGACUUGUCAAGAAAUCGGUUGUAUGGACCAAUUCCAAAUGUUCUACAAAGUAUAUCAGUUUUAGAACACUUGAAUGUUUCUUUCAACAUGUUGGAAGGAGAAGUACCGAAAGAAGGUGUCUUUGGAAAUAUAAGUAGGUUAGUUGUGACUGGAAACGAUAAACUUUGUGGAGGUAUUUCAGAGCUUCAUCUACAACCAUGCCUUGCCAAAGAUAUGAAAUCUGCAAAACACCAUAUUAAGUUGAUAGUAGUGAUAGUUAGUGUGGCAUCUAUUCUUCUCAUGGUGACAAUUAUUCUAACUAUCUACCAAAUGAGGAAAAGAAACAAGAAACAAUUGUAUGAUCUACCAAUAAUUGACCCGCUUGCUAGGGUUUCAUACAAAGACCUUCACCAAGGAACUGAUGGAUUUUCUGCUAGAAACCUGGUUGGAUUAGGAAGUUUUGGUUCUGUGUACAAAGGAAAUCUUGCAUCAGAAGAUAAAGUUGUUGCCAUAAAGGUCCUGAACCUUCAAAAAAAGGGAUCUCACAAGAGCUUCGUUGUUGAAUGUAAUGCACUAAAAAAUAUGAGGCAUAGAAAUUUGGUUAAGGUUUUGACAUGUUGUUCGAGUACCGAUUACAAAGGUCAAGAGUUUAAGGCUUUAGUGUUUGAAUACAUGAACAACGGAAACCUAGAACAAUGGCUACAUCCAGGUAUAAUGAAUGCAGGGAUUCAAAGAAUGUUGGACCUUGAUCAACGACUGAAUAUCAUUGUUGACAUUGCUUCUGUAUUACAUUACCUUCAUCAUGAAUGUGAGCAAGCGGUCAUUCAUUGUGAUCUAAAGCCAAGUAAUGUCCUUCUUGAUGACGACAUGGUUGCUCAUGUGAGUGAUUUUGGCAUAGCAAGACUUGUCUCAGCCAUUGACAAUACCUCUAACAAGGAAACUAGUACAAUUGGAAUUAAAGGGACUGUUGGCUAUGCUCCUCCAGAGUAUGGAAUGGGUUCUGAAAUAUCCACAUAUGGUGACAUGUAUAGCUUCGGGGUGCUUAUGUUGGAAAUGCUUACCGGAAGAAGACCAACAGAUGGAAUGUUUGAAGAAGGUCAAAAUUUGCAUAUGUUUGUUGGAAUUUCAUUUCCUAAUAAUAUUAUACAGAUUUUGGAUCCACAUCUUGUACCAAGAAAUGAAGAAGAAGAAAUAGAAGAAGGAAACUGUGGAAAUUUCACUCCAACUGUAGAGAAGUGUUUAGUUUCACUUUUCAGGAUUGGACUUGCUUGUUCAGUGAAAUCACCAAAAGAAAGAAUGAACAUAGUUAAUGUCAUGAGAGAGUUAGGCAUGAUAAAAAAGGCCUUUCUUUCUGGUGGGGUUUGAUUGAGAAUUUUGAUGCUUAAUUCCAUAAGCCAUAGCUUAUGCUCUUACCUGAUUAUGUAGUUAAUUUAAUUUUCUGACAUCUUGUUAAGUUUUUGAAAAUUACUAAACUACAAUAUACAAAGAUACAUGAGAAGUUGAAUGAUUGUAGUUAUAUACCAGUC
Messenger RNA from Medicago truncatula (barrel medic), 3224 nucleotides. Its product is annotated as probable LRR receptor-like serine/threonine-protein kinase At3g47570. Lineage: Eukaryota; Viridiplantae; Streptophyta; Magnoliopsida; Fabales; Fabaceae. Bases 22 to 3063 code for a protein of 1013 amino acids. The transcript is spliced from 2 exons. Gene Ontology annotation, biological process: protein phosphorylation. The record is from RefSeq and is a predicted model, not a curated record. Gene Ontology annotation, molecular function: protein kinase activity; protein binding; ATP binding.